UUGUCUCUCGCACGCAGGCUCGGCGCGCGCGCCCUCGCAGCCCUGUUUGUUUGUGUUGGAGAGAGAGAGCGAGAGAGCUUGGAAAUGGCGGAGAGCACCGAGAAUAGUGACAACUUGGCUUCGCGAACUGGGCCAUCCCUACCGACGCGUAAUCUCGGCCGCGCACGGGAGUGACACGACGAGCCGCCCCAGUACCAGCUGCAGCAGCGCGGGGGGGGAAGACUCGAGGAGGGCCGACGCGCAUUUUUUUGGGGGGGGGGUCUAGCGCGGUGUGGGUGCUUAGCCAGGCUGGCUAGCUGUGGCUAAGCUAACUGACGCUGAGGCUCGCUGGCUUCGAGUCGUGUGUGAUUUUUUUCCCUCCCCCUUUCCUCCUCCUCCACGCAGGCUUGUUUGUCAACACACGCCGAUGGUAACUUGUUAGCCAGCCUGCUAAUCGCAACAAAAAGCCCAACUUGCGCGUGCUUUUAUCGGAUGUUACGUGUCAGCCGCUGCGGAGCGAGUGUAAAGUUACCCACGUAAAGUUAGCAACAACACUCUCAAAAACGGCCCAACGUUAUCCGUCAGGCAAGUUCACUUAGCUGCUUGGAGCUAACUCGGCUAACUGGCUGUUGUUGGACGCCCCGCAACAGCGGGGGAGGCGCGGAGACUUCUCGUGGGAUGUAAGAGAAGGGAAUAAAGAAGACCAAACAACAAUCGUGGAGCGUCUGCAAGAGCACACCGAGAGGACGACGUCUGCUUAUGCCAAAACAAGGUGCGCCCGCCAUGUUGCCAGGUGACGGAGGGACCCCCACGCCACCUUAACCGCCGGGCCUCCCAUCGCCUCCUCGGACAUGACUCCGCCCCCGGCGACAUAAGACCAGGUCAGUCAAAGCUGAAAAUGAGCGCCGUCGGGGAAAGUCCCUUGGACCCUGACACGGCCGAGUCGCGCAAGAGGAAAGGCUCGCCAUGCGACACGUCGGCGCAAAGCCUGGAGAAGCGGCGGCGCGAGCUGGAGAGCCGCUACAUCGGCGAGCUGGCCGAGCUGCUCUCCUCCAACAUGGCCGACAUCGCCAGUCUCAGCGGCAAGCCCGACCAGUGCCACAUCCUCAAGAGCACCGUGGACCAAAUCCAGCAGAUGAAGCGGCGCGAGCUGGAAAAAGCAGCUCUUUGCUCUCCGGACGACGCCGUGCAGAAGAGCGACAUCUCCUCCAGUAGCCAGGGCCUGCUGGAGAAAGAAGCCCUCGGACCCAUGCUGCUGGAGGCUCUGGACGGCUUCUUCUUCGUGGUAAACCGCGAGGGCCGCAUCGUGUUUGUCUCGGAGAACGUGCUAAGCUACCUGGGCUACCCUCAGGAGGAGCUGAUGAUGUCCAGCGUCUACAGCAUCCUGCACGUGGGAGACCACAACGAGUUUGUCCGCAAUCUGCUGCCCAAAAGUCUGGUGAACGGCGGCGCGCCUUGGCCUCAGGAGUCCAGCCGCAGGAGCAGCCACAGCUUCAACUGCCGCAUGCUGAAGAGGCCGCCCGACGAGAUGGACUCGGAGAACCAGGAGGCCCGGCAACAGUACGAGAUCAUGCAGUGCUUUACCGUGUCGCAGCCUCGCGCCGCCGUGCAGGAGGAAGGCGACGACCUGCAAAGCUGCCUGAUCUGCAUCGCCUGCCGGACGCCUCGGGCCCAGCCUGCCAGCACGGAGUCUUUUAUCACCAAGCAGGACCCCACAGGAAAGAUCAUCUCCAUCGAGACCAGUGCAUUGCGGGCGAGCGGCCGGGCCGGCUGGGAGGACCUGGUCCGGAAGUGCAUCUACGCCUUCUUCCAGCCGCAGGGCAAAGAGCCCUCCCAUGCCAAAAAGCUGCUACAUGAGGUGAUGAGCCACGGCACCGCCAUCAGCCCGCUGUACCGCUUCGCCUUGAGCGACGGCACGCCGCUCAGCGCUCAGACCCGCUGCAAGUUCUGCUGCCCCCCCAACCCAGACGUUCAGCCCUUCAUCUUGGGCAUUCACACUAUUGACAGGGAACACAACACUGGUAGCUCUCAGGAAAACACUAACCCCAGCCUUCAGCCAACCCUGGGCAACCUGGCCCAGGCGCCCUCACGCUCGCCAGUCUUCGCUGCCGGCAGCAACUCAAAACAAACCUCAGGCCCCGUCGCCACCGCCUCCUCCGCCCCCUCCGCCUCCACGGGACUUCCCGCCGGCAACAACAGCGUCUCCCCCCAACGACUGAACCCGGCCGCCGGCUACCCUCCGCCCGGCCGGACGCGUCCCCAGCAGGGCAGCAGCCCGUCGCCUCUCAGCAGCCCCGCCACAGCCGCCCCUACCUCGUUUAUGUCGCGGGCCAGUCCCGGGCUGGCCGAGAGCCCGCGGGUGCCGGGCCUCCACUCGCCAGCGGGUGCACUGAACAGACAACACUCUGGCGCCGACGCGAGCAACGGCGCCCAGGCCGGGUCGAAAGCAUGCUUGUCCAGACAAGCGGGGACCCCCACCGGGUUCUCCUCUCCCGGGCCGGGAGCGGAGGGUGGGGUAGAGGACUCUGUCAAAGCCCCCCUGCCCUCUGUCGCGGCUCAUCUCAGACUUAGUCAGCCGCUGGACAGCAACGGGACAGGAAGCGACACCAGCGACGUCCACCGCACCUCGUUGCCUCAUCCGAAACCUCCUCCCGGCCCUCAGUGUCCCGCCUCCCACAGCACACUGAGGGAACGUCACAAGAUCUUACACCGACUGCUCCAAGACAGCAGCGACUCCAGCGCCUCGGCCACCGCCGCCACCUCCGAGGACGGCAGAGGCGAGGUGGAGAUCAAGAAAGAGCCACCAUCCAGUCCCGUGGUGAGCGCCGGGCUGCAACGCUCCAGUUCCAGAGAGCCGCAGGACCACCAGCUGCUGCGCUUUCUGCUCGACACCGAUGAGAAGGACUUGGGAGACCUGCCUCCUCCAUCUGCUCUCAGCCUGCAGACAGUUCGGGUGAAGGUGGAGAAGCGAGGCGGGGGGGAGGGAUGCGCGGCCGCCGUGGCUUCGGGCCCCGCCUCCAAGACCCCCUCCUCCUCGGCCAGCGUCAGCCCCAAAUCCAGCCCCGUGGGGGAGAGGAGGCGAGAGAGCCGGCGAGACAGCCGGCGGGAUAGCAGGGACUCCAUGAUGUCUGGCGGCACCUCCGACACGGAGCCCCUCGCUCAGCCGACGCCCUCCCUCAGGGGCUCGAGCGUAGCCAAGCAGGGCGCCGACGACGCGGACGCCCCCGGGGCAGGCCCUCAGCUCCACUCUCCGGCCCCCCAGACCCCGGCGCAGCUCCAGUCGCCGGGGCCUCCGCUGCAGUCUCCGGUGUCGCAGCCCCGCUUGCAGUCGCCGUCGCCGCAGCUCCACUCGCCCUCCCCCAAGCUAAAGCUCCAGUCGCCCACCCAAGCGCAGCCCGGCGGCAUCGGUGUGAAGAGGGAACUGCCCAGCACUCCCAACAGAGGCAACGUUGAAGGGGGCCUCGCUUCAGGCUGCAAUCCCCCCAAUCAGUCGGCCUUCGAUUUCUGCGGUCCCCUGACUCCGAGCCAGGCCCAAGGAACGGGACACGUGGACCUCUUCCAGGCCCCCAAAGACAGCGGCAGUCCCUUCCCUGAGGCUGAAAUCGCCAACCCGUUCAGUUCAAGCACUGGCCCGUCCAAGUUAGAUUUGGCCGAGUCGCAGUUCCAGCCGCUGUCUCUGACCGACUCGCAGUUCCAGCCUCUGUCUCUGACCGACUCGUUGUCCUUUGAUGCCCUGGGAACGCCCCUGCAAGCGCCUUUUACCUCGCCACAAGAGCAGUGCGUCCCUUGUACGCUGGACGAAGUCCUGGGUCCCCCGACCACGGCCGAGGCCCGGAAUGACGAGAAGGCUCUGCUGGAGCAGCUGGUCUCCUUCCUCAGCGGCACUGAUGAAAGUGAACUGGCCGAGCUGGACAAAGCUCUGGGGAUCGACAAACUGGUGCAGGGCGGCUGCUACGACCCACUGCCCCAGAACCUCCCCACUCAGCAAGUCACUGCCAACCCGCUGCCAUCCUACCCUCCCCGGUUUGCGCCGCCCGCUCAGUUCCCGGCAGAGCUGGCCACCGUGGGGCAGCAGCAGGCGCCGGGCUUCGGGCCAGCCCGGGGGACCUUCCUCGGCAGGGCCCCCGGCGCCGCGGCGGGUCUGCGUCCGCAGGGGAUGCCCCGCCCGCCGCAGGGCAUGGCCGUCCAGCUCAGGCUGCCGCCAAACCAACUGCGGCUGCAACUCCAGCAGAGACUCCAGGGUCCGCAGCAGCUUCAGAACCGUCUCGCCAUGAAUUCGUUCCCUGUCGGAGCAGGAGGCCAGCACGUCAACAUGGCCGUUCGUCUGGGGGCGCCGCAACCUCAAAUACCUUCGCAGCCUCCGCUAAACGCGCAGAUGCUGGCUCAGCGUCAGAGAGAGCUGUACAGCAUCCAGCACCGCCAGCGUCAGCUUUUUCAGCAGAAGGUCAUGCUGAUGAGACAGAACAUGGCAGGCGCCGCCGCCGCCCCGGCCGCCACCCCGGCCGUCGCCAGGCUGCCCAAAGGCGACAACGCGUCCGCGUCUCAGCAGCAGGCGCAGUUCAACUUCCCCGCCGGCUACGGCCCGGUGCCGGGGAAUCCUCCUACCUCACCCGGUCACUUUAGCGGCGGCCCGGUGCCGGGAGGGCCGCCCAUCCCGGGCCCCCCCCUGGAUGGCAAAAUGAGGAGCCAGACGGCGUUGCUGGGCGGCGUGCCGGCUCCUCCCUUCGGUGGCGCCCCCUCGUUGCAGCAGCAGCAAGGUCUGAUGCAGCAGUUUGGGGCGGUCCGGCCGGACUCGCCUUUCCCUCCUGAGAUCAGCCCCGGCAGUCCGCUUUUGUCGCCUCAGAACUCCUCUUCCCAGAGUCCUUUGCUCCAGCAAGCCCCGCCCCCUAGCUACCAGUCUCCAGAUAUGAAGAGCUGGCCACCAGCCAGCAACAGCCUGUUCAGUCCGUCGUCGCAGCACAGCGGGGGGCAAACGUUCGGCCAGCAGGGGGUCUACAACAACAUGAGCAUCACCGUGUCCAUGGCGGGGGGCUCGGCCGGCGCGGGCCCCUUACCGUCCUUGGGGCAGCUCGGCGGCGGCGGCAUGGCCUCGCUGUGCAGCGACCAGCAGGUGCAGCAGGCGCAGCAGGCGCAGCAGUCGCAGCAGGCGCAGCAGGCGCAGCAGGCGCAGCAGGCGCAGCAGGCGCAGCAGGCGCAGCAGGCGCAGCAGGCGCAGCAGGCGCAGCAGGCGCAGCAGGCGCAAGUGUUUGCCGACGUCCAGUGCACCGUCAACCUGGUGGGCGGCGACUCGUACCUGAGUCAGGGCUCAGCCGCCGGCGCCGGCCAGAAGGCUCUUGGACCUCCGCCGGGCGGCCAGAGCAGCCAGGCCCAGCAGAAGAGCCUCCUCCAGCAGCUGCUCACCGAGUGACCCCGCCACCCCCGUUCCCGCCUCAAACCGACAGAGCACCACUCCCUCUUUACUCGUACGACUCCUCUGCACCCGUGGCAUUCUCACCUCAGGACGGACGGAGGGCGUCCGGCCGUGGAUGGCGUGGCGCCGACGCCCCGACGAGGGGCCGGCGCCGGCGAGCCGUCUGUCUGACAACCUGUCUGUCUGCCUCAGCCUACUCAAGGCAGCGUUGUCUUUGCUGCUCAUCCCCCCCCCCCCCCCCCUCCUGGUUGCUGUCCAAUUGGGACACGGGAGUACCUCGGAGGGGCGACGGCCCCCGCCUGGGCUUUUUUUGGUUCUCUUUUCCGGGAAUGUGACGACGGAAGCUCGGUAUCAGCUGGUUCUGCGACGCUCUCUCUCUCUCUGUCAGCUACACAGUGCCUGGUGGAAGUUUGAGCUUCUUCGUUUUCUUCUUCCACACUCGAUUAUUCGAUUUGGUUGUUGUCGUUAUUUUUUGUUUUGUCGUCGUUCUUCUCUCUUCGUUGUCGUCGUCGUCAUCUCUGACAACAGCCCGCAAAGGACGCGGUGACGAUAAGUGGAUGGGAGACAGACGGACGGACGGGAUGCUGCUCACUUUUGAUUUUUUUGGAACAAGUAUCAAAGACAACAACCGUGACUGACUGUUGGGAUGACUUCACAGUCGCGUGUUUAUUCGCCCUCCCUCCCUCCCUCACCUCACCGGCUCAGUAGCUGUCAAUACGAGGCCUCCCCCAUUCUCUCUUUCUAUCCCGCGCUAACUCGGCCUAUCAGUGUUGUUUGCCACGCAAGGCGUGCGUGCCGUGCCGUGCCGUGCCGUGGCGUGGCGUGGCGUUGUACAGUACAGUACAGAAGGAAAGACAUUACCAGAUGAAAACAAAAUGUGGAAAAUGCCCCUUUCACGCGGCGCCGUCAAGGUGUAUCAAGCGUCACUCGGCAGCACCGACAUUGGACUGCCGAGUACUUCUCUGAAUCCGGCACUGAUAUUCAACUGCCCUUCUAAGCACUCGAGAGGGAACCAAGAUGGCAGCCGACUCCGGCUCUCUAUGCAAAAUUCCCACUUCCGAAUUUGGCACCAAGAGUCAACCCCCACUUUGCAAACGCAACAUCCUCAAUGACACGGUUCUGACGUAUUCCUGAAUCCGGCACCAACGUUUCAAGCAGCUGGCCAUUUGACCUACCCAAGAUGGCCGCCGGUUCAGUGUGAAAGGGGGCUCUCAUUGCAACAGUAUCCGAGUCGUAGCGUACUGAUCUAUAUUGCCGAGUCGGCGGCAAACAUUCUCUCUCUCUCUCCCGCGCCAACCUAAACCCGUUUGCCGUCUGGGCAUCCUGCACGAAAUGGACGGCGCCAUCAGGAGAAGCUCUGUCAUUCCACGCCCCUACCUCAGAGCACUUUGAUUUGACUUGGAUUUUCUUACGAUUACCUCAUCUUCCUCUUUACCGGACGCGCACGGCGCCCGGUUGUCGGACCUCGUUUCGCACUGUGAACUCAGCUCUUUGGGUUAUUUUUUUGCCGUUUUUAUUUUUUGUAUUCCGGCGACGCAGUCUCAAUCCAGGAAUACCGCAACGUGCUCUUUCACACAACUUCAUAGACUUUUUCAAGAUUUUUUUUCUUUUUAUAUUGACGACCAUUUCUCCGCUUUGCUGUAUUUUUCUAUUUCUAUGUGGAUCAAAGUAUUGGGCCUGGCCGGAUUUGUUAAAAGGACUGUCCCAAUACUUUUGUCCAGGUAGGCCAGGGGUGGCCCAUGGGCCCACUUAAUUUUGUCCUAAAAUUAGAUGUAUUGGAUUUUUUUAUUUUUUUAUUAUCCUGUGUCAUUAAAUAGUUAGUUGUAAAUAUUAGUCAAAACGAACAAUUUUAUAUACAGUGUGUUCCGAAAGUAUUCAGUAUUCCAAAAUGGAUUGAAAAAAAAUCUUCAAAAUUGUAUACACAUCCCAAAAUGACAAUGUGAAAAAUUAAGAUAUUUAUUGGAAUAUUUUUUAUAGAUCAAUUUCUUGGCUGAUGCUAAUUCCAAUAUUUGGCAGAAUAAAAUUCUAAUGAAUUGUCCCAAAAAAGCAUUUGACAGUUUGACAACUUGUAAGGGAGUAAAACCUGCCAUAUUUGUGUCACUUGCCAAAUUUAAAAUUUUUAAAACUUUUGCAAACAAGUCAAUGUCAUUCUGGGAUGGUGGCCAUCAAAUUUUGGGGCCCUCAAAAUGAUUUUAUUCCAUUUCUAAAAUGUGAAAAAAUGAAGCUGUGAAUACUUUCAUUGAUAAAUUAUAAUUUAAUUUGAAAUAACGACUAUGCGAAUGGAUUAUUUUAGCAUUGGAAUCAAUGAUUUUGCAUGCAAAUUUAAACUUUUCUGUUGCUUGAAAUUAGUCCAAAAGUUUGCCCACCCCUGAUUGUAGUGUUUGCAUUUUUGUCAUUUUUUGGUUUGGCGUUAAAACUUGCCAUAUCAGUAUCGGUUCUGUGUCAUAAAAAUCGGUAUCUUGGGCAGAUUUACUUUUUUUUUUUGGUUAUUGACACGCGCAAAGUGGGAGAAUGUUUAUUAUUAUUAUUAUUAUUAUUUGUAAUCAUUGUCGCUCAUCCGGUCCCUCGGACGAUGUUUUUUCUUCAGGGAUGAGGAAUCCUUUCCUCUCUUCACUCCACACUACGAUAACAAAAAAGAAAAAAAAAAAAAGCGAUGCACGUUGAAAUUCCAGAUGUUAUGCAACAGCUGCUCAGUGGAAAGGCCGCCCCCCUUCCUCUUCCUCCUCCUAGUCGGCAGGUACAACAGACUUUUUGUUAACGAUGUAAAUAACAAAGAGAAAUGUGAAUAAUAAUAAUAGUAAGGUUAAUCAUUAUCAAGACAAGUUUGUGGUAAAUAACUACUCGCCUCCGUCAUCUUCUCUUUUUUUGUUCAUUUGUUUUGGAUUUUCUAUUUUUCAGAUUCUUUCAAUGAUGAUGCGUAUGUAUAUGACUAUCAGUGCGUGUGAUGAAUACUGUAUAUUAUUAUUAUUCUGGAUCUUCUCCUUUCCUGCUCCAUGUGUCUGAUGCCAGAGAAUGGUUUCUAUAGCGACUGCUGAAUGUGAUUUUUACUGAGCGACGAGCAGUGUGGACUGGCUUUUGUUUUUAUUUGUCGUCGUCGUACGGGUUGUUUUCAAAGAGUAAAAAGGCCAUAUUGUAAUUUUUUUUCCUCUCGCUUUCUCUCUCUCUCGUUGAGAGAGUGGAGCCUCGGCCGGGUGGAGAAAACACCACCAGAACACCCCCGACCGACAUCACUCUUAGGGAUCUCAAAUGACCAAAGCCUCUCAAAAUCUCGUAUGCAAACCUUGUCAUUGUAAUAGCGCCCCCUGUCUUUUGAUAGAAGCAGCCCAAAGUCAACAUGAGCUAUGCACCUAAAAAAGUACAAAUGAAACACUGGAGUGAGCCUCAAUCCAUCAACGUUUUGCUUAUGUUGGACAAAUCCAAACCUUGUUUUGCAAAAAAAAAAUGUGAGGCUGCUAGGCUGUUUUCAUCCUCUGGAACACAUUUUUUUUUUUUAAUCUGCUUCUAUGCAAAACAUGUAAAUCCACAUUUUGUUUCAGGUAGUAGCAAAAAAAAAAAGGCGAUGGCUAUGCUAAAAGAAAAUCUUUGCUAACCUUGUAUGCAAAAACUACAAAAAACAUAUCACCAGGCUGUGUGCCUGUGAGCUUUAUUUAAUCAGAAAAAUAUUUUCUUUAUUGCAUACUGUUAAAAAAUGUGAUACAUACACCCCCACGCCAAUCUCAUGAAUUCAUGUAAGCUUUUUUAUUCGGUUCAAAAAGGACAAAGAAAAAGACGGCAGUCACAUCUGGUCGUGUUUUCUCCACUUUCAAGGCUCCACUUUCUCCCCUUGUACAAAUUAAUAUAAAUAAAUAUAUAGAGAUAUAAGUAUAUGAAACAUUUUACUCUUUUUAAUAUGACCCUCAUGUAAGAUUUGGUUGUAAAGAAGAGGUACGGACGGGAGCAGCUACGAUAUGAGAAGUGUUCAUGUGGGACAACUUUUUUUUUUUUUAUUUAUGCAUGUUGGGAGUUUUUCCUGUUUUAUUUUCUUUCCUCCCAAUCCCCGUCCAUCCCCAGCACCAAUCUGUUCAGAUGUGAUUUGGGGAGACCUUUUUUAUUUUUGAGGGGUUGUUCUAGACAAUCAGUGUGGGCCGCCUCGGUGCCCCCCUUCCUCCUCCCCCUCCUCGUUGGGACUCAUUUGUACAAACAAAAAACUCGACUGGACGUUUUUUUGUCUGCGGCUGCUCAAGUUUACAUACACAAAAGGAACACAUGCUUGUGGAGUACACACAAAACACCUCGUGCAUCAUUUUUGAUCCCUCGCUAUUUUAAAAGAAAAUUCUUUUGAAUGUUUUAGUUGUCCUUUUUUGCUCCUCCUCUGAGGUGAGGACAUGUUUUUGUCCCCUUUUUUUGGACUAACAAAUCUAUAACAUCUGAAUAUGAAUGUGGGAAUGCAAUACACAUUGCAAUAAAAGCACCGUUUAAAAAUGCA
This is a messenger RNA of Syngnathus typhle (broad-nosed pipefish), 9854 nucleotides long. RefSeq names its product nuclear receptor coactivator 1 (gene ncoa1). The transcript has 21 exons. Bases 878 to 5386 code for a protein of 1502 amino acids. The record is from RefSeq and is a predicted model, not a curated record. Gene Ontology annotation, molecular function: nuclear receptor binding; protein dimerization activity. Lineage: Eukaryota; Metazoa; Chordata; Actinopteri; Syngnathiformes; Syngnathidae. Gene Ontology annotation, biological process: positive regulation of transcription by RNA polymerase II; cellular response to hormone stimulus. Gene Ontology annotation, cellular component: nucleus.